This is a messenger RNA of Parastagonospora nodorum SN15, 393 nucleotides long. RefSeq lists its product as hypothetical. The record is from RefSeq and is a predicted model, not a curated record. Lineage: Eukaryota; Fungi; Ascomycota; Dothideomycetes; Pleosporales; Phaeosphaeriaceae. Bases 1 to 393 code for a protein of 130 amino acids. The transcript is spliced from 4 exons.
AUGCAGCGCCCCUACACCCGCCCAAUCAUCCAUCUUCGGUCCCUGCUGGCCUUGCUCGGUGUUCCCUACUUUUGCAGUGUUGACCACACGGAUCUCGCACCUCCCAUCUCCUCAGUGCUGUCCGAUCUCACUUGUACUUCUCCGGACCUGCUCCACCAAGAUAAGACUCUGGCUUCUAGCCAAAUUGGUCCUUCCGCCAGAGACGGAACAACGCAAAAUAUCACCCUCGAGCCAGGAUACUCUGCAUCCUCCGACCGACACCGGUGUUACCCUUACGAAUCAAAUGGAACGCAGCAAAUACCCCUCAUGACCUCAACGGCGUCGGCUCCGAACUCCCGCGGCUCUGUUGUUGUGGCGCAGAUGCAAUCCUACAAUAUCUUGGCACCUUCCUGA